AUGGCUCUUAGAGUUCCCUUUUAUUUGAGCAUGUUGGCCUGUAAAACCCAUGCAACUAUCACUGUUGCUUUUACUCUUUUUCAUAGGCUAGCUAUCGCUGGAAUUUCUAUCAUUACAUAUCUCAGAGUAUGUAAACAAAAAGCUUGUAACACUGGUAGAUACGAUUGGAAAUUAUUUUUACCUGUGGCUAUCAUCUCAGUGUUUCUUUCUAUCAUUAGUUUCAAUACUUAUGGUCCUGUUGUAUAUUGGUGCGCUGCAAUACCAAAUACAAUAGCCAUACCGAUAUUUUCUAUUUUUAUGACUGUCAUUGUACUCUCUAUAUGCUCAUUCUGUUACAUUCGAACUAUUCAAGCAAUACGUUCCGUUAAAAAACAACAAUCUGAAAUUGUUGAAAGUAGUGGUGUAAUUAAGAAAAGAGUUACUUUAAAGGCUCCUAUAGAUAGUGUUGAAAUGAAAGUUUCUAUAAAAGUUAUGGGUUAUAUACUUGUUUUUAUGUUACAAUGGGUUCCUGCAAUACCCUAUGAUAUAUAUCAAUUCUAUGGACGUGCUGCCCCUUGGGUUUAUUGCAUGGUUCUUAUAUCUGUUAAUUCAGGUAGCGUUGGAAAUGCUAUAUUUUAUGUAAUAAAUGAAGGUUGGAGCCGUUAUGGCAGUGAGCUUUCUUCCUCAUCUCAAGGCCAAUUCAAUGAUACUAGUAAAAAUUCUGCUGCAACCCUCAAUCAAAGUAAUACUUAUGUUAAAUCGAUUGAUGUUGAAAAUGGAACUUCUGAUAUUAAAGAAAUUGAUUUUUAUAACCAUUAG
Molecule: messenger RNA, 798 nt
Organism: Cetraspora pellucida
Lineage: Eukaryota; Fungi; Glomeromycota; Glomeromycetes; Diversisporales; Gigasporaceae
Source: the annotation of a GenBank genome assembly